Molecule: messenger RNA, 228 nt
Organism: Lodderomyces elongisporus
Lineage: Eukaryota; Fungi; Ascomycota; Pichiomycetes; Serinales; Debaryomycetaceae
Exons: 1
Coding region: 1-228 (75 amino acids)
Biological process (GO): vacuole fusion, non-autophagic
Molecular function (GO): endopeptidase inhibitor activity
Source: RefSeq, a predicted model, not a curated record
AUGUCAGACUUGAAAGGAUACAUCGUUACAUUAAAAGAAGACACUUCCGACAGCAAAGCUGAGUCAAUUAAGAACCAAAUCAAAGAAGCAGGUGGAAAGAUCACCAAUGAAUUCAGUUUGAUCAAAGGUUUUGCCGUGGCUUUGCCUGCUGUCCAUGCCGAUAGUUUGUCCAAAAACCACCCAGAAAUUGCCAAUGUUGAAGAGGAUAAGGAAGUCCACACUCAAUAA